AUGUCAUCCACAUCAGCACUGUACCGUCUGUCUUUCACGGACCUGUGCAUUGGGUAUGCGAACUUGACACUCAAGCCUCAGGGAUUUUUACAGGAGACUCUGAGGGCCAUUGACCCAGUGACUGUCCGCGCCAACCGCCGGCCUGGCCGACUAAUCAAAGAUCGGCGAGGUUUGAGCUGUGACUGCCUUCCAAUAAAUGCAAUGCCUCUUAUUUCCUCCUCAGAUCGGCCGAGAUGGAAAAGAUGUAAAAUUUCGAAGUUUGAUGAGGUCAUCGUCGCUGCCAAAUCCGGACGAUCAACGCCCGAGAAACCGCAGCCAAUUAAAGAGCACAGAAUCUUCCAAGCGAGUGCGCGCCUAAACAGCACGAUCAAAGUGAAUGAAGUAAGGCAUCCACUAGCGCCCGAGAAAACGGAGCUAAUCAGAGAGCACAGAAUUUUCCAAGCGAUCGCGCGCCAAAUCCGUACGAUCAAGUGA
Pseudocercospora fijiensis CIRAD86 is the source of this 474-nucleotide messenger RNA. RefSeq lists its product as uncharacterized. NCBI's taxonomy places the organism in Eukaryota, Fungi, Ascomycota, Dothideomycetes, Mycosphaerellales, Mycosphaerellaceae. The record is from RefSeq and is a predicted model, not a curated record. The transcript is spliced from 5 exons. The coding region runs from base 1 to 474 and encodes 157 amino acids.